This is a messenger RNA of Trachemys scripta elegans, 319 nucleotides long. Its product is annotated as hyphal wall protein 1-like. The transcript is spliced from 3 exons. Bases 1 to 303 code for a protein of 100 amino acids. Lineage: Eukaryota; Metazoa; Chordata; Testudines; Emydidae. The record is from RefSeq and is a predicted model, not a curated record.
AUGAUCCAGAGAAAGCUACCCCGGGCCCGCUACGAGGAGGAGCCGCCGGAGCCCGUCCGCUCCCGUUGCUGGGAGGAACCCUGGGAAUCCCCCCACACUAACCCUGAAGGCGAGACCGCACCAGAACCCCUCCACCCCUGCUGUUACCCGGAGGAGCCGCCCGAGUGCAACUGGCCUGAUUUCCCGACGGAGCUGCCGGACCUGCCACCAAGCCCUGGCCAAGAGGAGCCUAUGCAGCUAGACUGGCCCGAGCCCGGUGCCACGAACGAGGCGACAACCUGCAAGACCCUGAAUGCUGUCUAACCGGUCAGGCCAAAAG